GGACUGUUGUUUGGGGACUUUAGCCGAUGACAUAUUUGGCGGGAAAAAGGAAAGGAGAGAGAGAGCAUGAGCUCGUCGGCGACGGGGGUAGAGCCCGAAGCCCCUGAUCUGGUGUGCCAGCUGGACAACGUCCAGGGCAUGGUCGAUGCCCUCACCGCCGUCCGAUGGAAACGCCUCCAGGACGCAAUCGUGGAAUUGUCAGAACACGGCGUCGUAUUCAUUGUGGAGGAAACCGGCUGUCUUCAGGCCAAAGUCUAUCUUCAGCGCGAGCUUUUCAUUCGUUACGAGUACGGCGCGCAAGGGCGGCCCCGGUUUGGUGUGAGCUUGGGCCUCUUGGUGGAUUGCUUGAACACAUUUUCGGUUCCGGGUCGUUCUACCAUGAUUGAAAUUCGAUAUCCCGGACCUGAUAUGCAGCUCCUUCUCAAGUCUGUUGAUUCCCUGGAUGCUUGCAUUUAUGCGGAGAUCAGGACAAGAAUCCCUGACACAAUUUCAUGGGACUACAAUUUUGAACCUGCUGGAAGCACGCCACUCAGUUUUACUGUUAAGUCCGCUGCGUUGAAGGAAGCUAUUGAUGAUCUUGAAUGGCCUGGAUCAAGCAUUCAGAUCAUGCUACAACCAGUUCCUCCUUCUGUCACCUUUAAAGGUGAAGGCCAUGGAGACUUGCAGAUAGACUUCAUGUAUUAUGUGAAUACUGAUCUCUUGACCGCAUUUAGCUGUGAUCGUCAAGUUUCUUAUAGGUACAAAUACAAGUUCCUUCGAGCAACAACUUCAAAUAUACCCAGCAGCGUUAUUAAAGAUAACAGAGGAAGCAAGGUGACUAUGGGGCGAGGUGGAAUGCUGAAAGUUCAGCACCUGGUUUCAGUUGCAAGAACAUCCGUUUCUCACCCACACAUUGAUUCUGCUGGCUAUCAGCAACCCAGCCGAAUUGCUUACAUCGAGUUCUUUGUGAAACCUGAGGAAGAUGAAGACACUGUAAAUGAUUGACAUUUGCUAUUUAUGGCAACUUGUUGCACAUUGUUCCUUGUCAAUGAAUCUCACGGUCUCCCAGCAUUCCCCUUUUAUGCUACUUUUGUAUAUACUUUUCAUGCAUGAUUAGGGAACAAGGACAUCUUUAUCAUAGUUCAUAAUGCUUGUUCUAAUUCCAUAUUUCAGUUUCGUGUUGAAUUCUCGUUCCAUACUUGAUAUUUUUUAGUAUAUUUGGUUUUCUC
This is a messenger RNA of Corylus avellana, 1208 nucleotides long. Its product is annotated as PCNA domain-containing protein. Gene Ontology annotation, cellular component: checkpoint clamp complex. The record is from RefSeq and is a predicted model, not a curated record. Gene Ontology annotation, biological process: DNA damage checkpoint signaling; DNA repair. NCBI's taxonomy places the organism in Eukaryota, Viridiplantae, Streptophyta, Magnoliopsida, Fagales, Betulaceae.